AUGAUGCAAUAAGAUGACUCAAUAUUUGAAAGUGGAGUAGAGAAUUUACAAAAGUUUUAAAAAUUCUUUGCCACCAUUAUUACUGCUUCCUGUUUAUUUAAUGAUGCAAUCGUUUUUAUUCUACUAAGAGGACUCAACUGCUUAGAUUAUUUUAUUGUUUACUGUUCUAUAUACAUAAUUGACAAAUUGCUCUUUAUUUAUUUCGAGAAACCUAAUUUAACUUUGCUUUUAUCUGAAAUGUUAGAUUUGGGAUUAUUUUUUAGAUAUAAAAAGAAUGUCAUUAUAAAAAUGGUAGUAAGAGUUAUUCUUAUGCAGUACAUUCAAAUCUGCUUAGUGCUAUCUCGAGAUGAUUAUUAUAGAAAGUCUGAUUUACCAAUUUAAAUUUGUCUUCUGGUUUCUUUUUUCGUUCACCUCAUCAUUAUCACUGCUCGAAUAAAUGUAAUAUUUUUUAUAGAAGACUUUGGAAAUGAAAAUAACUACACAGAAGUCUAUACAAUCGAUAUGCAAGAUCAAAAUUAAAAUAACAUUCAAAAUAUUUAACAAAAUAUGAUAUAAUAGAAUUAGCAUUAAGAGAUGAAUACAAAUAAUUAAGUUAUAAAUGAUUAUUAAUAAUUGAAUGUGGUUGAAUCGACGUCAUCAUUAUCCUCUAACGUCACUCCUUUAUUAAAAAAGAGUAAUAAAACGACCAAAACAUCUACCUGUUUUAAAUUUAAAUUAUAUAUGCCUUCUUUUAGGUCAGCUGUUUCCUUUGUUGGAAGAUUAUCUUAUUAAUUAUGUUUUCAACUUCUUUUAGUUUUACUCUUGAAUCAGUCAUUUAUAAACUCUCUCAUUUAUAUUAUCUCAAAGAUGCUUAUCUUAUUUAUUAUAAAUAGAAUUGCUCUCUACUACUAGCAAGGUCCUACGUUUAAUUACUUAAUCUUGAUUCUUGCCCAAUUCUUUUACAUUGUGAUUGAUCACGGUCCUUUUUAUUAAUUUUACAUUUCCCCCUACAAAGUAAGUAAUAAUGAAAGGCUACUUUAUUCUUCAAGCAUUUUCUAAAUAAAUUCUCUCUACCAGCUUGUUGAUGUAACUUCUAUUUUUCUUAUGGAUUACUUUAUAACUGAUUUCGAUGCCAAUCAAAAAUUAUAGUAGAAUUAAACUGAUGAAGGUAAUAAUCUCUAGAUAAAAAUCUAAUUCUAUUUAAGAUUUAUUGCUUAUAUAAUAUUGGGAGUAUGUUAGCUAUGUUACCUUAUCAACAUUUCUCUUCGUUUGAUAUCUUUUUGUUCAAGAAAAUACAGGAUAUAUAGUUCUAAGCGCUCAAACCUUAAAAAAAUAGUUUAGAUUCUUUCUAAUAGCUCCUCUUUACAGUAUAUGUAUGCCAAUAUCUAAACAUAAGAUAUGUAAAUUUAGCAGGUAGGACACUAAAAUAGUUUAAUCUUUGGUAAUGAUGCUGUAAACAGCUAAGAUAUUUCUUCUCUUACUUUAAAUAGUUUAAAUAGCAUAUCAAAUUAAAAUAAAUAUAAUAAAAACUCAACUAGUUUAAACUAAUGCUUUAAAAUUAUAACAAGAAAAAAAUAUUUUGAAGGAGCUUAUAUAGAAAUUCAAUAGGAUUUUACCACAGUUAUUUUGUUAGAAAACAAUUGCAUAAUCUUAACUCCCUUAUACAAAAUAUGA
Tetrahymena thermophila SB210 is the source of this 1653-nucleotide messenger RNA. Its product is annotated as transmembrane protein, putative. The transcript has 2 exons. Lineage: Eukaryota; Ciliophora; Oligohymenophorea; Hymenostomatida; Tetrahymenidae. The record is from RefSeq and is a predicted model, not a curated record.